CCUCUAUAAAUUGAGAGAGACCCAUCUCUUCUCUCUUCUCGAUCUCUGAAAGCUUUCACCUUUUAGCUCUUUUCUUCGCUCACACGCCUUAAAAGUUCACACCUUUCUCCUCUGUUUUCUCUUCUCCCCUUAAAAUGAAAGAGUAUUGGACAUCACUAGCAUCACUCCUCGGCGUCUUAGCUUUCUGCCAAAGCCUAAUGCAAUCAAUCUUCCCGCCGGAGCUCCGUUUCGCCUUCCUCAAAUUCUUCAACCGAAUCUUCCACCUCUUCUCCUCCUACUGCUACUUCGACAUAACAGAGAUCGACGGCGUCAACACCAACGAGCUUUACAACGCCGUCCAGCUCUACCUCAGCUCCUCCGUCUCCAUCGCCGGCAACCGUCUAAGCCUCACCCGCGCCGUCAACUCCUCCUCCAUCACGUUCGGCCUCUCCAACAACGACUCCAUCGUCGACACCUUCAACAACGUCACCGUCCUCUGGGAACACGUCGUCACGCAGAGACAAACUCAGACGUUCGCUUGGAGACCGUUGCCCGAGGAGAAGCGCGGCUUCACUCUCUGCAUCAAGAAGAGAGACAAAGCCUUGAUCCUGAGCUCUUACCUCGACUACAUCAUGGAGAGAGCCAACGAGAUCCGUCGGAAGAACCAGGACCGGUUGCUUUACACGAACUCGCGAGGCGGGUCGCUGGACUCGAGGGGGCAUCCGUGGGAGUCUGUCCCUUUCAAGCACCCGAGCACGUUCGAGACUCUCGCGAUGGAUCCGGUCAAGAAGCAGCAGAUCAUGGAUGAUCUCAAGGACUUUGCGGAAGGGCAAAUGUUUUAUCAGAAAACGGGCCGGGCUUGGAAGAGAGGUUAUUUGCUAUAUGGCCCUCCGGGUACUGGUAAGUCGAGUAUGAUCGCAGCGAUGGCGAAUCAUCUCGGUUACGACAUUUACGAUCUUGAGCUCACUGAGGUUCAUAGCAACUCCGAGUUGAGGAAACUGUUGAUGAAGACGAGUUCUAAGUCGAUAAUUGUGAUCGAAGACAUAGACUGUUCGAUUAAUUUAACAAACAGGAAGAAGAACAGCAAUGCGACCACGCAGCGGAGCUAUUACGACAUGGAGACACGACUAGGGACUGGUUCGGGGGAAGAGUCUGGUAACGGCGGGAACACGAUAACGUUGUCGGGUUUGUUGAACUUUACUGAUGGGCUUUGGUCUUGUUGUGGAAGCGAGAGGAUCUUUGUGUUUACGACGAAUCAUAUCGACAAGCUUGAUCCUGCAUUGCUUAGGAGUGGGAGGAUGGAUAUGCAUAUACACAUGAGUUACUGUGAUUUCCCUUCGUUGAAGAUUUUGUUGAAGAAUUAUUUGGGGUAUGAGGAGGAAGAUGUGGACGACGACGUCUUGAAGGAGAUGGAGAGAGUUGUGGAGAAGGCGGAGAUGACGCCUGCUGACGUGAGCGAGGCUUUGAUCAAGAACAGGAGGGAUAAGGAUAGGGCGGUUAGGGAGCUGUUGGAGGAUGUGAAGAGUAGAGGGGAUGGGAAUGUGAAAGAUGGGAAUGUGAAAGAUGGGAAGUUGAGGGGUCAGAGUGGAAAUUUGACUGAGUUAGAAAUUUUGGAGGAGGAAGAGAAGAGGGCUAUAGAUAGUCAAAAUGAAGAAGAGGAUAGUGAUGAAGAAGAAAUUGAGGUUGAGGAUAAUAUUUGUAAAGACUAGAGAAGAUCAACAAUGUUUUUGUUUUUGUUUUUGAAGUCUAUAAUGUAAAACAAAAAUGGUGAAAAGUUGUGAUCUUUCCUCUUUUUCUUUAUUUUGUUUUGUUGUUGACUUUUGUUGUUGAAGAAGUAGAUGAAAAUGUGAAGAAGGCAGAACAAUAACAAAUUAGGAUUGUAAAAAUUUAACUAAAAGAAAGUGAGAGGAAA
Brassica oleracea var. oleracea is the source of this 1891-nucleotide messenger RNA. Its product is annotated as probable mitochondrial chaperone BCS1-B. Gene Ontology annotation, molecular function: ATP hydrolysis activity; ATP binding. The record is from RefSeq and is a predicted model, not a curated record. The transcript has a single exon. Bases 135 to 1688 code for a protein of 517 amino acids. Lineage: Eukaryota; Viridiplantae; Streptophyta; Magnoliopsida; Brassicales; Brassicaceae.